CCAUAAGGACUCGCUCAGAGAGAGUUUUCAACCGGGGAAGGGAGGUGGGGCUUGAAGGGUGCAUCCGGAUAUAAAAGGAACAAGAAGCCCUCUUUGGACCCGAAUCUAGCAGCGGCAAGGAAUCGACCAAGAGCCUGAUGCCUGGUGAGGACGGCAAUGACAAGUCUGAACAGUAGCCAUGCAGAGAAAACCGGUGACAUGCCCAAGCCAACAACCCCCAAGGUGCAGGUCCAGCGGUCCGUUUCCCGAGAGACCAUCACUAUUCACUUCUCGGCCUCCGGGAAGGAGGAGGAAGAGGAAGAGGAGGGGUUUAGGGAGUCCCCCAGUGAGGAGGUAGACGACCAAAGCAUUGUAACUGGGCUCGAAGCAAAGGAAGACCUUGAUUUUGAACAUGGUGGCCAUGACUUUGCAGGACCCGCUACCUUGCCUUAUCUGGCAGCAAAGUCCCUAGCUUCAUCUCCUGCCAUUUUACCUGUCACCGGGGACACUGUAGAGCCAUUGGAGCCCUUUCCUCCAGCUGCCCAAGUAUUCAGUACGGUGCCAUCGGCUCUUUUGCAGGCAUCUUCCCCCCUCGCUCCCCUAGCUAGCUCACCCAGCGUGUCAUCGCUCUCGGAGCAGAAGACCAGUUCUUCUUCCCCAUUGUCCUCGCCUUCCAAGUCUCCUGUCCUCUCCUCCAGUGCCUCUUCCUCCACCCUCUCCAGUGCAAAACCUUUCAUGAGCCUUGUCAAGUCCUUCUCCACAGAUGUAGAGCCAAAAGACUCGCCGUCACCCCUGAGGCACAGGCACUUGAUGAAGACUCUAGUGAAGUCUCUGUCCACAGACACUUCCAAACAAGAAUCAGACACUGUGGCCUACAAGCCCCCCGACUCCAAACUGAACUUGCACUUGUUCAAGCAGUUCACUCAGCCACGCAACACGGGGGGAGAUUCCAAAACUGCUCCCUCCUCUCCGCUGACAUCUCCCUCGGAACCUCGCUCCUUUUUUAAAGUGCCCGAAAUGGAGGCGAAAAUAGAAGACACUAAACGGCGCCUGUCCGAAGUCAUAUAUGAACCUUUCCAACUCCUCAGCAAAAUUAUGGGAGACGAAAGCAGCAGCCACAGGCCAAAAGCCUUAUCUUCAAGUGCUUCGGAACUCUCCAAUCUUUCCAGCUUAAAUGGCCAUUUGGAAAGCAAUAACAACUACAGCAUUAAAGAAGAGGAAUGUGAUUCAGAAGGGGACUGUUAUGGAAGUGACUCAAACAUCAGUAAAAAUGACUCCACGAAGCCCGCUGAGGAUCUGGCUCAAGAAACCUCUCACUCAAGCAGCACAAAGGAUGUGAAUUUGAAGGUUUCCCUGGCACUUGAAAAAUGUUCGAUGUCCGCCUUGGCGAGCAAAGAGGAUGAGGAAUUUUGUGAGCUGUACACCGAGGACUUUGAUCUGGAUACUGAGGAGGAAAACAGAGGGGAUAAACCCAUAGAUACAUCUUCCAAGUCACAGAUGCGUGAGGAAAACGGUGCCGUUCUUGAGAGUGAAGAUGAAGACGACCGGUGUGUGCCACAGCCUAAUUUACCAAUGAAGACGCUGUAUUUAUUUAUAAUGCUAGUCUAUGCCUACUUUAUAAUCCCUCUUCCAAGCUAUGUGAGUGGACUCUUUCUGGGAGUUGCCCUUGGAUUUAUGACUGCAGUUUGUGUAAUUUGGUUUUUUACACCACCAAGUGCUCGAAAAUAUCCCAGGUUAUAUAAAAAUAUGAAACGUGGGAAAACAGAACCUCUGGAUAUCAAAGAGCCUGAAAUACUGAAGGGAUGGAUGAAUGAGAUUUACAAUUAUGAUCCAGAAACUUACCAUGCGACUUUGACCCAUUCAAUCUAUGUACGACUUGAAGGAGAAACCUUAAGGCUUUCAAAGCCCAACAAAAAUAUAUCCAGAAGAGCCAGUUUCAACGAGCCAAAGCCCGAGGUCACUUACAUCAGCCAGAAGAUUUAUGAUAUUUCAGAAAGCAAGAUUUAUCUUGUUCCCAAGAGUUUGGCUCGUAAGCGAAUCUGGAACAAAAAGUACCCAAUCUGUAUUGAACUUGGUAAACAAGAUGACUUUAUGUCUAAAGUCCAGGCGGAUAAAGAUGCCUUGGAAGAGAAGUCACCAGCUGAGAGGGAUUCAGGAAGUGAUGACCAAAAGAAACUUCUGGAUGGAGGAAAAUCUACAGGCCAGAAAGAUCAAAUCCUUUAUCUCUUUGGAAGGACAGGUCGGGAGAAAGAGGAGUGGUUCAGAAGAUUUGUUCUUGCUUCCAAGUUGAAAUCUGAAAUGAAGAAACCACUCAACCUUUGUGGAAACAAGCCAGGGUUCUUGCCCACCCACAGCAGACACGGUAGCCAGUCUGGGAACCUAACACAUAGCCGCAACAGCAGCAAAGGCAGUGUAGAAGAAUUCAUGUCUCCAGCUAAGCAAAAGGAGCUGACUGGUGCUGUGCGGCAGAAAAUGCUUCUGGACUACAAUGUGUACAUGGCCAAAUGUAUCCCACAGGAAGAUAGAAGCCCCAAAGUUAGCCCAAUUCAGAGUGCAGAGAGCAGCCCUACAGCUGGGAAAAAGUUGCCAGAGGCCCAAGCCCCUGAAGAGGAAGAACAGGAGGCCUGGGUUAAUGCCUUGUUUGGAAGGAUAUUCUGGGACUUUCUGGGAGAGAAAUAUUGGACUGAUCUGGUGUCGAAGAAAAUCCAAAUGAAACUCAGUAAAAUAAAGCUCCCGUACUUCAUGAAUGAGCUAACUCUGACAGAACUUGACAUGGGAGUGGCUGUGCCAAAGAUCCUUCAGGCCUUCAAGCCUUAUGUUGAUCACCAAGGACUCUGGAUUGACUUGGAAAUGUCUUACACUGGGUCUUUUCUGAUGACUCUUGAGACCAAAAUGAAUUUGACCAAACUGGGUAAAGAGCCUCUUUGUGAAGACCUCAAAGUUGGAGAAAUUGGCAAAGAAGGAUCCAGGCCUAGGGCUUAUUGUCUCGCCGACAGCGAUGAGGAGUCUUCCAGCGCCGGCUCCUCCGAUGAAGACGAUGCCCCAGAAGUGACCACGGGAGAUAAACCCUUCGCUCCUGGAGCUGAAGGGUAUGUUGGAGGUCAUCGAACCAGUAAGAUAAUGAGAUUUGUAGAUAAAAUCACCAAGUCGAAAUACUUUCAAAAGGCAACUGAGACAGAGUUCAUUAAAAAGAAAAUUGAAGAAGUCUCUAAUACGCCACUGCUGCUAACGGUCGAAGUUCAAGAGUGUAAAGGAACCCUGGCCAUCAACAUUCCACCACCUCCAACUGACCGAAUAUGGUAUGGUUUCCGAAAACCGCCAUACGUGGAACUGAAAGCCCGGCCAAAACUUGGGGAGAGAGAAGUGACUUUAGUCCACGUGACUGAAUGGAUUGAAAAGAAACUGGAGCAAGAGUUUCAAAAAGUUUUUGUCAUGCCAAACAUGGAUGAUGUUUAUCUCCCUGUAAUGCACUCGGCCAUGGAUCCUCGCUCCGCUGCCUGUCCAUUCAAAGAUCCGCUCCCGGAGGCUGCUGAACAACUGUGAAUGUGAAGACUUGCCGUUUACAGUAUUAAAUGAAAUUUGAUUUCUAGGAUUUUAGUUCUCUUUGCUCUGUGUCGUAGUCUUAUCCUUAACUUGUGCCACAGGUUUUGUUUCUCAAAGGAGGACUGCUUCUGUUAUCCCUAUGCUCUGCUUACCUGUUCCACCACAGCGCAGGUCUUCAGGUUUCAAGCGGAUGGAUUAGCCGCUGGUCGAGCUCUGACAGUUGGCAAAGGUGAAUGAGGGAAGCUGAUCACGGUAGAUCUUAAAUUGGAGGAUCCCAAAAUUUGGGAUGUGUCAUCCUCAUUCCACUAGAGGUGUUACCUUGGUGGCCGAGGAUUGGCAAUGCUGAGCCAAUGGAACUAAAGUACAAAAGGAAAGUGGUCCACUAGAAAGCUUCAUCCUCCCUAUUCUAUAGCUUUUCCUCUGACAGCUAGAGGAACCUAGUUAAACCUUUUUUUUCCACUCCUGUGGCCAAGUGGGCUAUGUUGUGCAAUCUCAGCCCACUGUUCGCCUGAAAAGAAUGUAAAUCAGAUGGAGUAUUUAGUGAAUGAUUUCACUGGACGCAGAAAAGCAUUAAGCUGUUUUUUGGGUGGUUUUUUUUUCAUAUUAACUAGUGCAUUUUGGAAGCAAGUAGCCAUAAAACAUACAAAAACACUUUACACACUAUCUGUUGGGGGUGGGAAUGGUAGGGUUUUGUGAAACACUUAGGCAAAGCCAUGAGAUCAGACCAUACCAAGCCUUUUACCAGUGAGGUACAAUCACCAUGGUUUGUGACUAGUCCUGAAUGUUUGUGAGACAUGAGCACACAUGAAAAUGUCUAACACUGCACACAUUGUCCAGAAAUAAUGAAUUGUCCCACUUGUCAGUGGAGCCUUCUCAGUAGAGGCCAAAGGAGAGUGGGACAGUCCUGUGGGUGUCUUAAUGAUUUCCCAGCCAUGAUUUUAUUUCUGGAAGUUUUAUAUAGGAAUUAAAAUGCUUAUUUAAAUUAAUGCUUAUGUAAACUGGUCCAGGAUAAUGUUAAGAACAGUUUCCUUUUCUAAAAAGUGGCCAAAGUGGAAAGAAACUGUUACUUAUCCUGUUAUUAAAUUCAAGACCAAAAGUUUGCAGAAUUCUUUGAAACACUACGUAUCUGAUCAUGACCAUUUGUGACUUUUUCUUCUGAUGCUCAAUGUUGCCAAUUUUAUUUGUGCAUCUGUGUCAGAAUGUUUAGUUUACAAAUAAGGGGAGAUUUAGGCUCCCUUUAGUUGUAUCAUUUGCUUUAAAGUAAUUUGGGGGGAGUUUUUUGUAUUGUGUUCAAAAGCUGCAUUCGAUGUAAAUCUACAUUACUUUGUGCAACUUUUGAUAAUUUACCAUGUCUAGACAAAGCUAAUAGUGAAGGUUUUUUAAACAGCACCUUGCCUAAAGCAUAAAAAGCAUUUAAUAUAUUGAAAGAAAUUAUAUUUGAACACUUAUUUUUGGUUACUUUCAAUUGCAAUAUUAUAUUUGACUAAAUUUAUAUUUGACCAUUCCAGUUUGUGUACGGUUAUUUUUCAUUACGUCAGCACCCUUUGCCUUUCAUAAAAUCCGCAUGUCUUGUUCACGGGAUCUUUAUGAUUUAAUAUUUGUGCAAUAACUAAAGUCAAAGAACUUAGAUGCACUAGUGUGUAGGAUUACACUUGAAGGUAUCCUAUCGCACUUAAAUCAAGAUAGUAUGUAAGGAAUUACAAUCCGCUUGCAUUUGUUUUAAAAAAUAAAUUUCUCUUGUCUAAUGUUAACAGCAUCUAAGUUAUUUUUACAUAACUGUUUAGACAGGUGUUUCAAUAAAAGCAGAUGGGAUGCAAUGUG
This is a messenger RNA of Ornithorhynchus anatinus (platypus), 5343 nucleotides long. RefSeq names its product testis expressed 2 (gene TEX2). Lineage: Eukaryota; Metazoa; Chordata; Mammalia; Monotremata; Ornithorhynchidae. The coding region runs from base 157 to 3522 and encodes 1121 amino acids. Gene Ontology annotation, cellular component: endoplasmic reticulum. Gene Ontology annotation, molecular function: lipid binding. The record is from RefSeq and is a predicted model, not a curated record. The transcript is spliced from 13 exons.